This is a messenger RNA of Phoenix dactylifera (date palm), 1703 nucleotides long. Its product is annotated as DEA(D/H)-box RNA helicase family protein. The record is from RefSeq and is a predicted model, not a curated record. Gene Ontology annotation, cellular component: cytosol. Gene Ontology annotation, molecular function: ATP binding; RNA helicase activity; nucleic acid binding. Lineage: Eukaryota; Viridiplantae; Streptophyta; Magnoliopsida; Arecales; Arecaceae.
UUGCUUGACGGUUCCCUCACAGAUCUCCCCUGUACUCUCGUUCCCUUCCCUCGGUUAUAUCGGUCAUGGCGGAAGACGGGGAGCAGACCUUCAGCGGCCUCGGCGUUUGCGAGCAAUUAGGGGAAGCUUGCGAUAGUCUGGGGUGGAAAAACCCGACGAAGAUCCAAGUUGAGGCGAUACCUCAUGCCCUUGAAGGAAGAGACGUGAUUGGCCUAGCACAAACAGGGUCAGGCAAGACAGGAGCUUUCGCAUUGCCAAUUUUACAAGCGCUACUUGAAAACCCACAACCGUUUUUUGCUUGCGUGCUUUCUCCAACUAGGGAGCUGGCAAUUCAGAUAGCUGAACAGUUUGAAGCUUUAGGGUCUGGCAUAGGUGUUAAAUGUUCUGUGCUUGUGGGAGGAGUGGACAUGAUGCAACAAGCAAUUUCUCUCGCAAAGCGUCCUCAUAUUGUGGUGGGGACUCCCGGGCGUCUCUUGGAUCAUUUAUCAAAUACAAAAGGUUUUAGCCUUCGCAUGUUAAAGUACUUGGUCUUAGAUGAGGCUGAUAGGCUUCUCAACAUGGAUUUUGAAAAAGCUAUUGAUGACAUAUUGAAGGCUAUUCCUCGAGAACGAAGAACAUAUCUAUUUUCAGCUACCAUGACGAAAAAGGUUGGCAAACUUCAGCGGGCUUGUCUAAGGAAUCCUGUAAAGAUUGAGGCUGCAUCAAAAUAUUCCACUGUUGAUACGCUUAAGCAACAGUUUCGCUUGACUCCUGCGAAGUUUAAGGAUUGCUAUCUUGUGUAUAUUCUGACUGAGAUGUCUGGGAGUAUUUCGAUGGUUUUCACUCGCACAUGUGAAUCAACACGACUUCUCUCUCUGAUUCUCCGAAAUCUUGGUUUAAAUGCCAUACCAAUUAGUGGUCAAAUGAGCCAGGCCAAGAGAUUGGGAGCUUUGAACAAGUUCAAGGCUGGAGAAUGUAACAUUCUUAUAUGCACGGAUGUGGCUAGUAGAGGUCUUGAUAUCCCUUCGGUGGAUGUGGUUAUCAAUUAUGAUAUUCCAAGCAAUUCUAAGGAUUAUAUCCAUCGUGUGGGCAGAACUGCACGUGCUGGACGAUCUGGGUUGGCAAUAUCUUUAGUGAAUCAGUAUGAAGUUGAGUGGUACCUGCAGAUAGAGAAGCUAAUUGGCAAAAAGCUUCCCGAGUAUCCCGCAGAGGAAGCAGAAGUUCUGGUGCUCUUGGAACGGGUAACUGAUGCCAAGAGGAUUUCUCUCAUGAAAAUCAAGGAAGGUGGUGGCAACAAGAGACGGAAAAAGGUGGAAGAUGAUGAGGAAGAAGCUACAAGAUAUGCUGUCGAUCCCAAGAAUGCGAAAGCAUUCAAGAAAUCAAAAAGGAGGUGAUAGAAGAUUAAAAUAUAGGAAAAGGAAACACUGAUUGAAGAGCUUCAUUUUUUCCCCCCCUUAAAUACCUGUUCCUUAUUUACACCCAGGUAUAUUAAGUUCUGUGUUCCUGUCCAAGUUUUGUCUAUGUUAUAGCAUGAAGACUGAAUGAAAUUUGGAGUCUUUUUCUGAUUUACCUUCUACAGAACUGUUUUUAGGGAGUUUAGAACUAAUUUUGAUUCACAUUCAGCUAAUCCACUUUUGUUGAUGGUCUGGGCCAUGACUCAAGGUGUCAUCUUGUUUUAUUUGUGAUUCUUAAUUUUGUUAAGUAUUCCGAAACAUUAGCCUUCA